Trichoderma breve is the source of this 306-nucleotide messenger RNA. RefSeq lists its product as uncharacterized. NCBI's taxonomy places the organism in Eukaryota, Fungi, Ascomycota, Sordariomycetes, Hypocreales, Hypocreaceae. Bases 1 to 306 code for a protein of 101 amino acids. The transcript is spliced from 2 exons. The record is from RefSeq and is a predicted model, not a curated record.
AUGGCUGCAUCCAUGGUGUCUGGCAUUACGACCUCAAUAGUUGUUGAAAGCGUUUUACUCCGGCGCGGAGUCGACCAACUUUCAUGGCCUAUGGCAGUCCGCACUGCGAUGGGCAUGAGCAUGGUGUCAAUGGUGGCGAUGGAAGCUGCAGAGAACAUCGUCGACUACCAUCUCACAGGCGGCGUCGUGGCCUUGGGGGAUCCAAACUUUUGGAUGGCGGCUGCAGUGUCCAUGGCCGCUGGAUACUUCGCCCCAUUGCCAUACAACUAUCUGCGUUUACGAAAGUACGGAAAGGCGUGCCACUGA